AUGUCACAAGAGCAAAAGAGACGAGAACUACAACAGAAAGAACAAAAGGCAUCGAGUGAAGAGCUUCAAACACUGAAAACUCUUUUCGAUAAAUUUGACUCCAAUCACGAUGGAAGAUUGGAUAAGAACGAACUGAAAGAAUUGAUGAAAAGUAUGGAUGAAAUUAUGACCAGUGAAGAUAUUGAGGAAAUGAUCAAACAAGCCGAUUGGGAUGAAGAUGGUCUCAUUAAUUUUGAAGAAUUUAAAUAUCAAAUGUUGGAUUAG
Naegleria lovaniensis is the source of this 264-nucleotide messenger RNA. RefSeq lists its product as uncharacterized. Lineage: Eukaryota; Heterolobosea; Eutetramitea; Acrasida; Naegleriidae. The transcript has a single exon. The record is from RefSeq and is a predicted model, not a curated record. Gene Ontology annotation, molecular function: calcium ion binding. The coding region runs from base 1 to 264 and encodes 87 amino acids.